Molecule: messenger RNA, 2718 nt
Organism: Monodelphis domestica (gray short-tailed opossum)
Lineage: Eukaryota; Metazoa; Chordata; Mammalia; Didelphimorphia; Didelphidae
Gene: JUNB
Product: JunB proto-oncogene, AP-1 transcription factor subunit
Biological process (GO): regulation of cell cycle; regulation of transcription by RNA polymerase II; regulation of cell population proliferation
Cellular component (GO): transcription regulator complex
Molecular function (GO): transcription factor binding; RNA polymerase II cis-regulatory region sequence-specific DNA binding; DNA-binding transcription factor activity, RNA polymerase II-specific
Source: RefSeq, a predicted model, not a curated record
UACUAGCAUGUGAGGAUCAGGCAGGCUCCAAGUAGGUUACAGACAUUGUGUGACAGGGAAGGGGGAUGGGGGGGGUAGGAGGUGGGGUGGCUCUCUGUAGUAGAGGGGUAGAUGAAUUUCAGUGGGAGCUUGUUAAAGCAGCUUCUCGAUUCAGAACUUCAUGGCCCCCGAUUCCCCAAGUUGGUCAUCGGAACCCCGCAUAUCUUAGAUCUCUGUAUACUAGGGCCCCUCUUCCUAGCUCUGUCUCCCAGACCCAGUUUCUCCCACGCCGGGCUUCCAGCCCCCUACUCCGGCCCCUAGUUCCCCGAUCUCCCUGGCCCAUCCCAGUACAGUCCCAGCCCAGCCCUGUCCUUGCCCGGCCCUGUCCCGCCGCCGCUGCUGUUUACAAGGACACGCGCUUCCUGGCAGUGACGCCAGCCUCCUCCUCCCCUUCCCCACGCCGAGCCCCGGCAUACUGGGCGGGGAGGGGGAGAGUGGGGUGCGGGAGGAGGCGGGGGCCUGGUUCCCUGCACGACCAAUCAGCAAUCGCUUACGCAGCCACUGCCGUAUAAAGGCUCCGGGGUACGCAGCGAGGCCGGCAAAGAAGCGGGGAGUCCGAAGGCAGUAGGCUCGGAACAGGAGCUUGAGAACGGCAGCCAUAGAACCUUGAUCGUCCGAGCGAGCUAGCGAACUGGGCGCGGCGAAAAGGAAACUGACUGGACCAGGCCAGGACUUGGGUGCCUGCUGUCUGUCAGAUCUGUUUUUCCAACACAAGAACCUUGCCACUAUUUUCUGGCGACUUUGGGAGGUGGGGACGGCCGCUGAAGACAAGAGUCCGGGAAGAGUACAGCACCGCAGAGGAACCCCGGUUUAGCACUGAGGCGCGUUCCGGAAGCCAGAAGCAACUGAUCAGACUUAAGCCUCUCAAGGCGUGCCCCGAGGGCAUCUAGGCAUCCGAUCUCCUGUGCCUCAGUGGUCUGUCUCCUCCUCCCUGCUGAGGGGGGCGCCGGGAGCAGCCGGCGAGGCGCGCGGGCGCCUGAAUGUGCACGAAGAUGGAACAACCUUUCUACCACGAUGACUCGUACCCGGCAGCAGCUUAUGGCCGGGGAGGUCCCGGCGCACUCGGACUCCACGACUACAAGCUGCUGAAACAGAACCUGGCUCUCAAUCUGGCCGCUGCCACUGACCCCUACCGCGGCCUCAAGGCGCCAGGGCACGGUAGGGGACCGGGGCCAGAGGACGCGGGUGGCGCCUACUUUUCGGGACCGCCACCUCCCCCUCAGAACGAGGCCCCUGCGGGCUCGUUGAAGCUUGCGUCUCCAGAGCUGGAGCGCCUCAUAGCGCAGAACAGCAACGGGCUCAUCACCACAACGCCCACGCCGCCGGGCCAGUACUUCUACUCACGCAGUGUGACGGAGGAGCAGGAGGGUUUCGCAGAUGGCUUCGUCAAAGCGCUUGACGACCUGCACAAGAUGAACCACGUGACGCCCCCCAACGUGUCACUGAGCAGCAGCAGUGGCAGCUCCGGGACCGCAGGGCCCCCAGCUCCUCCUAGUAGUGUUUAUGGUCCCUCGGCUCUGGGCCCUGAACCACCUCCUGUCUACACCAACCUCACCAGUUACAGCGCCAGUGGAGGUAGUGGGGGCGCCGGAGCAGGGGCCGCGGGCGGCUACCCUACUGCCACCAUCAGCUACCUCCCACACGGACCGCCCUUCCCCGGGGGCCACCCGGCAGCGGUGGGGCUGAGCGCUCGGGCUGCGGGAGGCGCGGGGCCGCUGGCGGCCUUCAAGGAGGAACCUCAGACGGUACCCGAGGCGCGCAGCAGGGACGGGACACCACCAGUGUCACCCAUCAACAUGGAGGACCAGGAGCGCAUCAAAGUGGAGAGGAAACGACUGCGAAACCGGUUGGCUGCUACCAAGUGCCGCAAACGGAAGCUGGAGCGCAUAGCUCGACUCGAGGACAAGGUGAAGACGCUCAAGUCCGAAAACGCUGGGCUGUCAAACACCGCCAGCCUUCUCCGUGAACAGGUGGCGCAGCUCAAGCAGAAGGUGCUGAGCCACGUCAACAGCGGCUGCCAGCUGCUGCUGGCCGUCAAGAUGCAGAACUUCUGAGCCCACGCGCGGCCCACCCACGGACCCGGCUGCGUGACUGACUCUCCCCCUCACGCCCCCGCCGCGCGUGAUUCUGCCCGGGUAUGGGCGGGUCGCAGACUCUGAGACGCGGGAGGGAGGAGGGCAGGGCCACCUGGAGGGCACUGGACUGGACUGAGGGGCCCCGCCCAGCAAGCCUAUCGGCUCGCUCCCUUCCUUCCUUACUCACCCAUCGGUUCCAAUCUCGAAGUUUACAAGCCCCACCUUGGCCUAGGCCUUCACAUCUUUGGGACGACCCUCUGUACUCCUUGUUUUGUACGGUCUUUGUUGUUGUUGUUUUUUUUUCUGCUGGAAACAGACCCGAUUCAUAUUGAAUAUAAUAUAUUUGUGUAUUUAAGAAAGAAGUUCUAUCCCUGCGGCGGAGCUGGCCCCGCCGCCCGCACAUGGCCCCAGCGGUGGUGGGGAAUGGAGUGGAGGGGACCCCUAGGAAGGGACGAUCCCAGUCUGCCCACCCUGCCUGCCCCGAUGGCUCUAUCCGGUCUCCCCAAGCACUUGGGUUUUAAAGUUUAUUUUGUCAUUUUUGUGCGUGUUUUUGUUGUUUUGACUUUUUAUUGAAUUUAUUUAAGUAAAAAAAGACUGUUUAUUA